CUACUGAAUUCUGAUUCCUACUACACGUCUUGAUCGCCUGAUUGAAAUUUCUACUCCAGUGCCCGCCCUAGGUAUCUUCUUCCGCUCCUCGAUAGGCAGGUCUUAGAUUUGCGAUUGGUGGUAUGAAUUGCCGUUGAAGUCGAUGAUAUAGCACCAGAUCUGGGAACAUUUGAGGCGGAGCUGCGAGUGAUGGGGCAUAGCUCGAAGAAGAAGAAGAAGCGAAGCGGAGGAGGACGGGGCAGGGGCUGGGCGUCCUCCAAGGACUCCUCAUGUGCCGCCGUGGUCGAUGAAAAUCUUCUUGCGGACGAGUUGACUGUAUUGAACUCAAUAUUUCAGGAUGACUUCAAAAUCAUAUCUGAACCACCUCAUGCUUCUUUUUCGAUAAAGCUGAGGCCUUACUCAAGUGAUAUGGGCUAUGAUGAUCUCUAUGUUUCUGCUAGUCUCUUGGUAAGAUGCUUACCUGGUUAUCCAUACAAAUGCCCCAAACUACAGAUAAUGCCAGAGAGAGGUUUGUUAAAAGAAGAUGCUGAUAGACUCCUUGUUUUGCUUCUUGACCAGGCAAAGGUUAAUGCUCAGGAAGGACGGGUAAUGAUUUUCAAUUUGGUGGAAGCAGCUCAAGAGUUUCUAUCUGAAAUUACUCCUUUGAGCGAAUCACAUGAAUCUAUACCUUAUGUUAGUUCUAGCAUAAAGAGUGAGGAAGCAACAUCCCAGUUUGACACAUACUGUUAUUCCGAUGGGUCUUCUGUUUAUAGUUUGGUUGAUCUCUACAGUGACUUGUGUGGUAAUGAUGUAACAUUGAGUCAUGUCAAAAAAGCUAUGAAUGGCAACUCUAGCAAAACAUUUAAGAUAGAAGUUAGGCAAGCCAAUCUGAACAACAACAAUAUCUAUUUGGAUUCUCAUACUUCGGCUAAUCCUGAAAUUCCUGUCAGAGAUGAUAGUUUGCUGCAAAAUAGGAAAUAUGAAGCAAUAAAUCUGAUAAAACAUGGGGAUUCACUAUCAGCUUCAAAGCUAAAUGUUGUUGCUGAAGAAGGUGACAAUGACACAACAAGUUCAUCUCCAAAGGCUACUUCUAUACCAAUGUCCCCAGAUACUUUGCAGAAUAUUAAUGAUAGCACAAAGCAUGAGGACAUGAACCUUAGAGAGCAGGUAGCCGAGAAUGAUAAUUUCGGUUCAGAUGAUUUAUUCUCAAGUUCAUCUAGCUAUGUUUCAGUUACAAGUGAUAAUGACUCUCAAAGUAGAGGAAAAGAUCUUCUUCUGAUACAUUUACUUCGCAUUGCUUGCUCUUCAAAGGAAUCACUAACUAAUGUUUUACCAGAAAUAUCACUGGAGUUAAGGAAAAUAGGGGUUCUUUCAGAAUGGGCUAGGGAUUUGGUUGCUGCGCCCUCUUCAGAAUUUACUGAGGCAUUUAAUAAUGCAUUUGGACGACAAGUUGCAUCUUCAAGGUUCUCUGAGUUUUGGAGAAUGGACAGUAGUUCAUCUAAAUCAACUUCACGUUACCUUAGUGACUUUGAGGAAGUUCGCUCACUUGGCCGUGGGGCUUUUGGCCAUGUUGCUUUAUGUAGAAAUAAACUGGAUGGACGACAAUAUGCUCUAAAAAAGAUUUGCCUUAAAGAUGAAAAUCUUCAUGUUAACGAGAAGAUAUUGAGAGAGGUAGCAACACUCUCAAGGUUGCAGCACCAACAUGUCGUUCGUUACUAUCAGGCAUGGCUUGAGACUGAAUAUGGUAACAAUAAUUUUGAUUCUGCUGCUGGUUCUAGAAUUACUGAAAGCUUUAGCCAUAGCUAUCUGGGUGAUUUCAAUGUUGAAAAUAGAAAUCAAUCAACAUACCUGUAUAUACAAAUGGAGUAUUGCCCCAGGACCUUACGGGAGGAUUUUGACUCUUAUUCUUCCUCUUCUGACAAAGAGUAUGCAUGGCAUUUAUUUCGCCAAAUUGUAGAGGGUCUUGCUCACAUACAUAGUCAGGGUAUAAUCCAUCGUGAUUUGACUCCUAGUAACAUAUUCUUUGAUGUUCGUAACGAAAUCAAAAUUGGGGACUUUGGUCUCGCCAAAUUCCUACAGUUGGAGCAGCUUGAUCAUGAUCAACAUUUUCCAGCAGAAAUGACAGGCAUGUCGACGGAUGGAACUGGUCGAGUGGGUACUUACUUUUACACUGCACCUGAAGUUGAGAUGAGCUGGCCACAAAUAAAUGAAAAGGCUGAUAUGUACAGCUUAGGAGUUAUUUUUUUUGAGCUGUGGCAUCCUUUUGCUACUGCAAUGGAAAGGCACAUUGUUCUUUCAGAUCUUAAACAAAAGAGUUUAGUUCCACCUUCUUGGGCUGCCAAAUUUCCCAGAGAGGCAACUUUGUUACAAAGACUAAUAUCUUUGAGCCCAUCAGAUCGUCCAUCUGCAACUGAACUUCUUCAACAUGAAUUACCUCCUAGACUCGAAGAUGAGUGGCUAAAUGAAAUUCUUCGAACUAUAGAGUCAUCAGAGGACACAUAUGUGUAUGAUCGAGUUGUAUCCACUAUCUUCGAUGAAGGAAGAUUAAUUUCAAAAUAUCAUAACAAGCAAAGUGGCCAUACAUUAAUGACUGGAGAUGAUCAUUGUAUCAUGCCACAUACACAGUUUGGUACUGGAUUCCAAGAUACUGUCAUUGCAGUUAGCAAGGAAAUAUUUAGACAGCAUUGUGCAAAGAGAUUUGAUAUAUCACCCCUGCGCAUAUUGGAUGAAUCUUCUACUUUCAACAGGAAAUCAAUCAAGCUUUUAGCUCAAGGAGGAAACAUACUAGAACUUUGUCAUGAAUUACGCUCACCAUUCGUAAAUUGGGUUGUUAUGAAUCAGAAAUUAUUUUGCAAAAGAUAUGAAAUAUCUUGGGUUUAUAGAAGAGCCAUUGGCCACUCAACUCCUAGUCAUUUUCUUCAGGGAGAUUUUGAUAUUAUUGGAGGUGCUUUAUCACUUACUGAGGCAGAAGUUAUUAAGGUAGCAUUGGAUAUAGCAAUGCACUUUUUCCCUUCGACUGCAAUGCAAAUCCAUUUGAAUCAUAGCCAAAUUCUCGAAUCUAUUUGGUCAUGGGUGGGAAUACCACAUGAAUUGAGACAAAAUGUAGCAGAGUUGAUAUCCAUCAUAGGUUCGUCUUAUCCACAGUCUUCUCAUCGUAAAUUAAGUUGGAAUUUUAUCCGCCGGCAACUCCUACAGGAUCUUAAUGUAUCUGAAGCACUUGUUAACAGACUUCAGUUAGCAGAUUUAAGAUUUUGCGGACCAGCAGAUCAAGCCCUUGCAAGGCUUCGUGGAGCACUUUCUCCUGAUAAAUCCACUCUCCAGGCGCUUGAGGAUAUGUCAGCUCUUCUUAGAUAUCUAAGGUUUUGGAAUAUUGAACAAAAUAUUUCAAUUGAUGUUCUAAUGCCUCCAACCGAAACAUAUUACCAGUCUCUUUUCUUUCAGAUAUACCUGAAAGAGAGUGGCUCGAGAAGUUCUGAGGCAACUUUACUUGCUAUUGGAGGUCGAUAUGAUCGUUUGAUUCAACAGACAUGGGAAAGUGCAUAUAGAUCUGUCUCACCUGGUGCUGUUGGAGUUAGCUUUGCAUUGGAGAAAAUUCUUUUGCUUUCUUCAGUAGAAAUAAUGCCUUCCAGAUAUGAACCAAAUACCCAUGUUCUUGUCUGCUCAAGGGGAGGGGGUGGACUGCUGCAGGAGCGCAUGGAACUUGUUGCAGAGUUCUGGGAAGCUAACAUAAAGGCUGAGUUUCUUCCCCAGAAAGAUCCGAGUUUCAAAGAACAAUAUGAGUAUGCUAGUGAGAAUGAUAUUAAAUGUCUAGUUAUAAUAACUGAAGCUGGUCUAUCACAAGGAAGCCUAGUGAAGGUUCGUCAUCUAGAGUUUAAAAAGGAAAAGGAAGUUGAGAGAGAAGAGAUUGUGAAAUUUUUAACAGAUUCAAUAUCUACACAGUUCAGGAACCAUACAUUUUGGACAUGAUUGUCUCCCAGAGAACUCGGCCAAAAGGAGCACUCCGACCAUGUGAGCUUUUUGAAUCUUUCCUUACAUUUGUAAGGUGGGUAAAAUCUACUUCUUGACGUCUUGUUCAUAGAUCGUGUAUAGAUAUAAAAAAAAUGAAACUUGAUAUAGGUUCCUUGAUUUUAGAAUCCAAUAUUAUUUUGUUCUUCUGUCAAUACAGUAUAGAACAAAUACGAAAAACAAACAUUCAUUUACAGUCUACCAUUA
This is a messenger RNA of Zingiber officinale, 4191 nucleotides long. RefSeq names its product eIF-2-alpha kinase GCN2. The coding region runs from base 190 to 3945 and encodes 1251 amino acids. Gene Ontology annotation, molecular function: ATP binding; eukaryotic translation initiation factor 2alpha kinase activity; protein binding. The transcript is spliced from 30 exons. The record is from RefSeq and is a predicted model, not a curated record. Gene Ontology annotation, cellular component: cytosol; mitochondrion. Gene Ontology annotation, biological process: protein phosphorylation; mitochondrial translation. Lineage: Eukaryota; Viridiplantae; Streptophyta; Magnoliopsida; Zingiberales; Zingiberaceae.